Phytomonas sp. EM1 is the source of this 339-nucleotide messenger RNA. Lineage: Eukaryota; Euglenozoa; Kinetoplastea; Trypanosomatida; Trypanosomatidae. The record is from the annotation of a GenBank genome assembly.
AUGGGGGGUGGGGGAAAGAACGGCGAGCUCCUUCACGCGCGCGCCGCCCUCGAGAGUUGGCGGCGAUGCCUCCGUGAGGGGCGACGGAUCGCCCGCGCGUACCACGCCCGCCACGUUGGCGGGUGGGGGGGAAUCCUUGCCGUGAACCUCAACCGCCGUCGGCUCCCGUUGCUUUGGAUCCUGAGGCUCACGGACGAGCUGGAGGACGGGCCGAGGAAGGGGAUUUCCAAAGACGAGGCGCCUUUCCUUGGUGCGAUUCCACCCAAGCAGGAGGCGCUCUUCGCGCGGUGGCUGCUGCGGCUUUUCCACGAGCAGGAGCUCUCCCGCCGUCGACCGUGA